ACAUACUCACGAUAACAAUCACACGCAGUGACAACCAUUCAAUUCAAAGGGGUGAUAUCCCUUCGAGUGUGCCAAACCGUAAUCUUAUCUUGCUAUAUUACGAAGCGAAAGAAAACUCAGUAUAAAAUGCACCAUUGCGGAGCACGAAACUAACAGUUUGUUACCCUAGGUUGCAUUUUACCGGUCCCAAUCCACCAUGGAUCUUUACUAUUUCUCACUCUCCCCUCCGUGCUGGUCUGUGCUUCUGUUAGGUCACCAGCUGGACAUCAAAUUCAAUAUGAAACCGAUCGACUUCUUCUCGAAAGCUCACCUGAAGGAGGACUUCAUCAAACUGAAUCCUGUUCACAAAGUUCCGACCCUGCAGGAGGGAGAAUUCACGCUCAGUGAAUCGCGGGCCAUCUUGUCCUACCUGGUCGACGCUCACGCCCAAGGCAGCCAUCCUUUGUACCCGAGCGAUGCCAAGGUUCGGGCGUUGAUUCAGCAGCAGCUGAACUUUGAUUUGGGCAUAUUCUACCACCGGAUUUACGAUUACUGUUCCCCGCUGUGGAAGAGCAAGACCACAGGGUCGGAGGCCGAUCGCGAGAGACUUCACGAGGCGCUUGGGUUUCUGGAGGCAUAUCUCGGCAGAACGCGUUACGUCGCUGGCAAUGGGCUGACCAUUGCGGACAUAUCGAUGAUGGCCAGUGCCUCGGUGCUGGUUGCUUGUAAAUUUAGUUUGGAAAAAUUCCCAAAAGUUUUCGCGUGGUACGAAACGUGCAAGAAGGAACUGGUGGGGUAUCAGGAUGUGAUGGGACCGGCAUUCGAAGGAUUCGCGAGGUUCGUCGGUAAACCGACGCACUGAGUUGAAGGUGUUGGAUAAGUAACCGAUGAAUUAGUUUUUAUAUUGUAGCAAGCCAUGAAUGUAUUAAUGAAUAAAUUUUCUCUUGUAUCCAGCCAUCAUACCAAA
This is a messenger RNA of Toxorhynchites rutilus septentrionalis, 946 nucleotides long. RefSeq names its product glutathione S-transferase 4-like. NCBI's taxonomy places the organism in Eukaryota, Metazoa, Arthropoda, Insecta, Diptera, Culicidae. The transcript has 2 exons. The record is from RefSeq and is a predicted model, not a curated record. Gene Ontology annotation, molecular function: glutathione transferase activity. The coding region runs from base 197 to 841 and encodes 214 amino acids. Gene Ontology annotation, biological process: glutathione metabolic process.